Thyridium curvatum is the source of this 993-nucleotide messenger RNA. RefSeq lists its product as uncharacterized. Gene Ontology annotation, molecular function: DNA-binding transcription factor activity, RNA polymerase II-specific; RNA polymerase II cis-regulatory region sequence-specific DNA binding. The coding region runs from base 1 to 993 and encodes 330 amino acids. Gene Ontology annotation, biological process: positive regulation of transcription by RNA polymerase II; mitotic cell cycle. The record is from RefSeq and is a predicted model, not a curated record. The transcript has a single exon. Lineage: Eukaryota; Fungi; Ascomycota; Sordariomycetes; Thyridiales; Thyridiaceae. Gene Ontology annotation, cellular component: nucleus.
AUGUCUACGGCAAGCGCAAGGAGAGGGCCGUGGUCGCAGUUGGAGGAUCGCAUUCUCAUGAACCUCGUCCAACAGCAAGGGCCUCUGAACUGGGUCCGCAUCGCACAGCAACUCCAAAGCCGAACGCCAAAGCAGUGCCGAGAAAGGUACCACCAGAACCUGAAGCCUACUCUGAACCACGAGCCCAUCUCGGCCGAAGAGGGCGAGGAGAUCGAGAGACUGGUCGGCGACCUUGGAAAGCGCUGGGCCGAGAUCGCCAGGAGGCUCAACGGCAGGAGCGACAACGCUGUCAAGAACUGGUGGAACGGCAGCCAAAACAGGAGAAAGCGCUCCAGCAAGGGCAGCAGGUCUGGCAGCCAUCCCAGCAGCUCCCCCAUCUACCGCCACGAGGAGUACCGCCCUGAGACGACGCACCACCACCACCACCACCGCUACUCCAGGCCGACACUGGACAUCCCUAGAUCGCUGCCCAUGCCCUUCAGGCAGCAGGCGCCGCCUCCUCUGACUCCCGGAUUCAACCGCGGCUUCGGCGUCGAGACACCUCUUCCUUCCCCCUCUGCCCUCUCUCCAGGCGCCGACUCCGUCGACGCUCCUUCCCUGGUCUCCGACCACGGCUCUUGCUACACGACCUCGCCACGGGAAGCUUACUCCCAUCCCGCUUCUCCCCUUGAACUGCCGCCCAUAAAGAACUACGACAGCCAGAACGGCCACUACCCCUACUACUCCCACCACCCGGACACCAUGGCUCGCACUGUCCUGGACACUAGCUCAAGGAUCCUGCCGCCUCUGGUGAAGCAAGAGGUCAGGCAGUCUUACCAGUCUUACCACGACGAGUUGCCAUCGCCCAUGUCCCGCCCUCUCUCACAGCUCCCUACGGCGCCCAACUCACCCGUCGGCCAAAACAACCUCCCUCCUCUUCGAGACACGACUUCCGAGAACGGCCAGCCCGUUCCUAGGAACAGCCAGCUGUCGAAGCUGCUCAACCACGAGUAG